This is a messenger RNA of Saprolegnia diclina VS20, 1435 nucleotides long. RefSeq lists its product as hypothetical. The transcript is spliced from 3 exons. Gene Ontology annotation, molecular function: RNA polymerase II-specific DNA-binding transcription factor binding; protein-macromolecule adaptor activity; cytoskeletal protein binding. Gene Ontology annotation, biological process: protein localization to plasma membrane; regulation of transcription by RNA polymerase II. Gene Ontology annotation, cellular component: cytoskeleton; nucleus; neuron projection. The record is from RefSeq and is a predicted model, not a curated record. Lineage: Eukaryota; Oomycota; Saprolegniomycetes; Saprolegniales; Saprolegniaceae. The coding region runs from base 166 to 1374 and encodes 402 amino acids.
UGUCCAUCCGCGGACGCCCCUGGUGAAAGCUAGCUGCCCGAGCUACAACGAGGCGCCAGCCAGUACACGCCGUGGCUUCGUGGAUCAUGUUUUGCACCAUGGCGCGCGUCAGCGUCGUGGCGGGAAGCGGUUAUGGACCGUUAUGAAGCGGUGUCGUGAGUUGUCAUGUCGGCGCCGAAGUCGCUCCUCGAUGUCGCCAACCAAGGCGGCUCCGCCAAGCGCUCGCUUCUUGACGUGGCCAACGCCGCGCCAGCCAUCUCCGCCGCGCCCACCUUGCAAAAUGUCGUGGCCAAGCCGACGUUGAUGGGCGUCGCCUUGGCCGACAAGCCGUCACUCUUGACCGUCGCCAAGGAAGCGCCGAUGACCCUCGCUGACGUGGCUGCCGCGCCGAGCGUGUCGUUGCAAGCGGCCGUGGCUGCGACAAUCGCCACCGACAGCGCCGCGCUUACGACUGUUGCCAAGACGCUGCGCCAAGACUCGCGGUCGUCGUUCCAGAAGGCGCCGACGCAGUCGCUUGUCCAGAUCGCAAACGAAGUCGAGCAGGAGCGCGAUGCGGCGGUCGUCCACGCUCUUGCCGACGCAUCCAAGGCGGUCAAGCAAGACCAAGCACGCCAACAAAGCAAUGUCGGCGCUGUCCUAGUCGAAGCGGCGCGGGCCGUCGCCGCCGAGGACGCGGCCGUCACAAAGGCGCAGGUGGCCGCAACGCUCAAGAAAGCCGCCGCCGUCGUUCAAAAGGCUUGUACCGCCCCAACCCCCGCCGUUGCCACUCCAACGACGACCACCAAGAGCACCAACAACAACAAUGACAACAACAACAACAAGGAUGACGAGGACGACGAUGAGUACUCGGACUUCGACGACGACGAUACAAAUGCAAAGAAGAAGAAGAAGCCGGCGAAAAAGGCAGCUCAACCGGCGAACGACGACGACAACCAGAGCGACGCGGCCGACGAGGUCGAGAAGACGAGUCCGACCGUCUCGAGUGAAAGCAAAGUGUUUCUACAAGCCGUCUUCCGCGGCAACCUCCGGCGCGUCCAAGAUCUCUUGGGCGACGACACGGACGUCAACAUUACCGACCAGCAUGGCUGGAACGGUCUGCACUGGGCCGCGUCGCAAGGACACACCGAGAUCCUCGAGCUUUUGAUUGAGCGCGGUGCCAACGUCCAGGCGGUUGAGCCGGAACACCUUUGGUCGCCGCUGCACCUCGCUGCGAUUCGGGGCCAUGGCAGCUGCAUCAAACACCUCUUGCGCGCUGGCGCCGUCGUAGCACGGGUCGAUGUUUACGGCGACACCCCUGUGGCGUGUAUCGCGUCGUUCUCAGCGCCAAAAAAGAAGCACCUCGAGAGUGUGUUUCGCAAGCACCAGCGAGCCUAGUAAAUACUUGCUUUGAAACUAGUGAAUUUAACGAAUUGAAGUCUGUGGCGUUGGUCUGUGA